AUGUGUUUCGGCGUGGUCACCGAGUGCAAAUCUGGUUUUCUCCGCACAAAGUGUGUCCACGGCGAGGUCUUCCACAUCAAGCGCGAGCAGAGCGGCGCCAGGGCGAAAGGAUCACGCCAGCUGGUCAAGGGUACCCGGAUCAGUUUUACGCUCGCCCAUACGGCGCACAACGGGCACUUUCGCCCCGCCCGCAAGGCACGGCGGAUGAUUGAUGACGGACAGGGUGGGAUCAUUUCGGAGAGAGGCACCCCGGCGGCAGCCACGCCUCCGUUUGCUGCGCUGACCGAAGCGGGCAGUGUCCUCCGUGCUGCGUUGGACGACAUCAUGGGUCGCGCCGCCGCGAUGGACGACUACGUAGCUCGUCGGGAAACGGAGCUGCGGCAGAUGGAGGUGGAGGCGGCGAACGAGGUGCGCCGCACCCGCAAAGCCGCUGAGACUUGGGCCGCCGAUUUCAAGCGGCGCGCCGAAGAAGAAGUGGCCAGGUCGGCCGAAGCCGCAGCAAUGCAGGCUGCUGCCAGUGCCGACGCCAAGAACAUCGAGAACGAGCGUGCGGUGUGGGAAGCCGAGAAGCAGAGCAUUGCAGAGAUCCAGAAGUUUGACUCGGACGUCGUGACGAUCAACGUCGGCGGCCAGGUUUUCUCCACAUAUCUUUCGACCAUCACUACUGGCGCGGCAGCAGAUUCAAUGCUUGCCGUCCUCUUCUCCGGGCGGCAUUCUGUUGCAACAGACAGUGAGGGUCGCAUGUUUCUCGACCAGGAUCCCGUCCUUUUUGCCGAUCUGCUGACCUUCUUCCGCUCGCCACUCUCGUUCUCGCUCCCGGACGACAGGCGAACGGCGAUCCGACUUCUCUUUCUUGCUCACGAGUAUCAAGUCACCGCUCUUUUUGACAGGUUUGCGUGGAGCGAGACCAAGUCCGCACGGCUGGCAAGCCAACAGCUGACGCUGGACCCGAGCCCGAGCGGGACCCACGCCAAGGACGACGCAUCGCCGGUGACCAUUGCCGACUACGCGGCGCAAGUGGUUGUCACCGUCGCGCUGCGGAAGAGCGGCUCGGCGCUACCUAUCAUGGGUGAGGAGAACGCCGACGAUCUCCGCGGAGCCCAUGCCGAUCUUGUCCCGCGCAUCCGCGCCGUCGCCAACGCGGUCCUUGAGCCUGCGCUUGGCGCCGGUCUCGCCGACGACGCCGAGGUGCUUGCGGUGCUUGACGAGGCCGACGCCGCUGGCGGGCCGGACGCUGUCUUCUGGGUCCUCGACCCCAUUGAUGGCUCCAAGGGCUUCCUCCGCGGAGAUCAGUACGCGGUCUGCCUCGCUCUCGUCGAUGCUGGCGAGGUCGUCGCCGCCGCCGUCGGCACGCCGCACCUCCCCUGCCGCCACGCGCCCUCGGUGGGUGCGGUCUACGCCGCCGCUGUAGGCGUCGACGGCGCAUGGGAGCUUCCGCUCGACGUCGAGGCUGCCGCCGCUGCAGGCUUGGCCUCGCCGUUUGCCGGUGAGCUCGGCUUCCGCGUGGCUGCCGACAGCGGGCUGGCCGACGCCAGCGACGCCGUUGCCGCCGAGUCGUUUGAGGCGAGCCACACCAACCACGAGUGGUCGGCGGCAUUGCUGGCUCGACUGGACAAUGCCACGCCGCCGAUCCGGAUGGACUCGCAGGCCAAGUACGUCCUCGUCGCCCGCGGUGACGCCGGUGUCUACAUCCGCCGCGUGCCCGGUUACGCUGAGAAGCUCUGGGAUCACGCCUCGGGCGAAUUGCUCGUCACUGCUGCAGGCGGCAUUGUCACCGAUCUCCACGGCAAGCCGCUCGACUGGACCCGCGGCCAGCGAUUGUCUGAGAACCACGGCGUCCUAGCCUCUGCACCAGGCGUCCACGCCGCCUACAUCGAUGCCUGCCGCACCCUCGAUCCGUCGCCGUAG
Molecule: messenger RNA, 1908 nt
Organism: Thecamonas trahens ATCC 50062
Lineage: Eukaryota; Apusomonadida; Apusomonadidae
Exons: 4
Coding region: 1-1908 (635 amino acids)
Biological process (GO): protein homooligomerization; phosphatidylinositol phosphate biosynthetic process; sulfate assimilation
Molecular function (GO): 3'(2'),5'-bisphosphate nucleotidase activity
Source: RefSeq, a predicted model, not a curated record